This is a messenger RNA of Anthonomus grandis grandis, 1272 nucleotides long. RefSeq names its product queuine tRNA-ribosyltransferase catalytic subunit. The transcript has 6 exons. Gene Ontology annotation, cellular component: cytosol. The record is from RefSeq and is a predicted model, not a curated record. The coding region runs from base 58 to 1248 and encodes 396 amino acids. Gene Ontology annotation, molecular function: tRNA-guanosine(34) queuine transglycosylase activity. NCBI's taxonomy places the organism in Eukaryota, Metazoa, Arthropoda, Insecta, Coleoptera, Curculionidae.
UAACCCUACUUUGUUUUUUCUUUUUAUCUUGGAAAAAAAGCAUAAUUUUAAUUAAAAAUGAGUGCCCCAAAGAGCACACUAAUAUUUGAGAUUAUCGGCGAGUGUAAAACCACUAAAGCUCGCGUUGCUAAAAUGACUUUACCGCACGGGCCCGUGGAUACACCCGUUUUUAUGCCAGUUGGGACACAAGGAACACUAAAGGGCAUGCUCCCGGAACAACUAAAAUCAAUGGGAUUGCAAAUAAUGCUUUCAAAUACUUACCAUUUGGGAACAAGGCCGGGCAUAGAGAUCCUUAAAAAAGCAGGUGGCCUACAUAAAUUCAUGAACUGGAAUGGAAACUUGCUUACAGAUUCCGGUGGGUUUCAAAUGGUUUCCCUUCUAAAACUAGCUGAAAUCACCGAGGAGGGAGUCAAGUUUCAAUCGUUAAAUGAGCACAAAGACGAGGUGAUGCUCACCCCGGAGCACUCAAUAGAAAUCCAGAAUGCCAUUGGGGCAGAUAUCGUUAUGCAGUUAGAUGAUGUAGUAAAAACUACUAAUCCUGAUAAAGAGAGGAUUGAAGAGUCUGUGCAUAGAACCACCAGGUGGUUGGAUAGAUGUUUAAAAGCUCAUAAAAAUCCUGACACUCAAAACAUUUUUCCUAUAGUGCAAGGUACUUUGUAUGAAGAUUUGCGGAAGAUAAGUGCAGCAGACCAUGUUAAAAGGGAUGUCAAUGGGUUUGCUAUUGGAGGACUAAGUGGAGGAGAGAGUAAAGAUGACUUUUGGAAAAUAGUGCAUCUCUGCACAGAUUUACUUCCAAAAAAUAAACCGAUUUACUUAAUGGGGGUUGGGUUUGCAACAGAUCUUGUUGUAUGUUGUGCGUUAGGAGUUGAUAUGUUUGACUGUGUUUUUCCUACAAGAACUGCUAGAUUUGGUUGUGCUUUAUUGAUGGAUGGUCAAAUAAACCUAAGAAAAAAACAAUAUGAGAAAGAUUUCAGUCCGAUUGAUAAGGAUUGUAGUUGUAACACCUGUAAAAACUAUACAAGAGCCUAUUUACAUGGAAUUGUUACGGAUUUACCUGUGGCUUGUCAUUUGGUGACUGAACACAAUGUUGCUUUUCAGUUAAGGUUAAUGAGGUCCAUAAGGGAGAGUAUUUUAAAAGGGGUAUUCAAGGAGUUUGUACAAACUUUUAUGUUAAAUUGUUACCCAGAUAAGGCUUAUCCUACUUGGAUAAGAGACUCUUUGAAGGCUGUUAAUAUAGAACUUUUGUGAAUAAUACAAAUACCAAAACUCAGA